GGACCCCAACCAGCCGGUGCCUCAGGACACCAAGUUCAUCCACACCAAACCCAACCGCUUCGAGGAGGUGGCCUGGUCCAAGUACAACCCCAAGGACCAGCUGUACCUGCACAUCGGCCUGAAGCCCCGGGUGCGGGACCACUACCGCGCCACCAAGGUGGCCUUCUGGCUCGAGCUGGUGCCGCACCUCCACAACCUCAACGAGAUCUUCCAGUACGUGUCCACCACCACCAAGGUGCCCCCGCCCGACAUGACCUCCUUCCCCUACGGCACCCGGCGGUCCCCGGCCAAGAUCUGGCCCACCACCAAGCGCCCGGCCAUCACGCCCGCCAACGGCCCCAAGCACGCCAAGGACCCCCAGAAGACGGGCCCGGAGGACACCACCGUCCUCAUCGAGACCAAGCGCGACUAUUCCACGGAGCUCAGCGUCACCAUCGCCGUGGGCGCCUCCCUGCUCUUCCUCAACAUCCUGGCCUUCGCCGCCCUCUACUACAAGAAGGACAAGCGGCGCCACGAGACGCACCGGCGCCCCAGCCCCCAGCGCAACGCCACCAAUGACAUCGCCCACAUCCGCAACGAGGAGAUCAUGUCCCUGCAGAUGAAGCAGCUGGAGCACGAACACGAGUGCGAGUCCCUGCAGGCCCACGACACCCUGCGGCUCACCUGCCCGCCCGACUACACCCUCACCCUGCGCCGCUCGCCCGAUGACAUCCCACUCAUGACACCCAAUACCAUCACCAUGAUCCCCAACACGCUGACGGGCAUGCAACCCCUGCACACCUUCAACACCUUCAGCGGCGGCCAGAACAGUAGCAACCUACCCCACGGGCACUCCACCACCAGGGUAUAGCCUGGCCGCCCGCGUCCCCGUCCUCCCCCG
Molecule: messenger RNA, 880 nt
Organism: Myotis lucifugus (little brown bat)
Lineage: Eukaryota; Metazoa; Chordata; Mammalia; Chiroptera; Vespertilionidae
Product: neuroligin-4, X-linked
Exons: 1
Biological process (GO): presynaptic membrane assembly; neuron cell-cell adhesion; postsynaptic membrane assembly
Cellular component (GO): synapse; cell surface; postsynaptic specialization membrane
Molecular function (GO): neurexin family protein binding; signaling receptor activity
Source: RefSeq, a predicted model, not a curated record